CUCACGUUCAUCUCCUUAAAAACGACGUCCUUUUGUCUUCCUUCCAUUUUAGCCUCUCUCUUUCUCUCUCUCUCUAUCGCGCCUAGCUGUCCUGUAUCAGUAUUAGAGAGAUAUUCCUCUCUCUCUCUCUCUCUCCCUCUCUCUCUCAGUCCCUCUCUUCUUCUUCUUCUUCAUCACUCUCUUCCACAUUUCUCGACCAUAUAUAUACACACAUAAGAUCAUCUUUCUGCACAGAAGGAGGAGCAGGAGGGCAAAAAUGUUGCACUCCCAUCUGGGCUUGUUGUCCCUGACCUGCUUUGCCGUCCUCCUUGUUCUGGCUUCUGGGUCGUCCCCGAACCUGCCCAUCAUCUCCUUCGACGAAGGUUACACCCAGCUCUUCGGAGACAACAACCUCGCCCUCCACGGGGAUGGCCAAUCCGUCCAUCUCGCUCUAGACGAGCGCACAGGGUCUGGGUUCGCGUCUCAGGAUCUUUACCUGCAUGGCUUCUUCAGUGCUUCCAUUAAGUUGCCUGCGGAUUACACCGCCGGAGUCGUGGUUGCUUUCUACAUGUCUAAUGGCGAUAUGUACGAGAAGAACCACGAUGAGAUUGAUUUCGAAUUCUUGGGUAACAUUCGGGGAAAAAAUUGGAGGAUUCAAACUAAUAUCUACGGCAAUGGAAGCACCAGCGUUGGCAGGGAAGAGAGAUAUGGCCUCUGGUUCGAUCCUUCCGAUGACUUCCAUCAGUACGGCAUCCUGUGGACCGACUCUCAAAUCAUAUUUUAUGUGGACAAUGUGCCCAUCAGAGAGUUUAAGAGAACGGAGGCUAUGGGAGGCCAAUUCCCCUCUAAACCUAUGUCUUUAUACGCCACAAUCUGGGAUGGCUCUGAUUGGGCCACAAAUGGCGGAAAAUACCGAGUGAACUACAAGUACGCCCCCUACGUCGCCGAGUUCUCUGAUCUUGUCCUGCACGGCUGCGCAGUUGACCCGAUUGAGCACCAAUUAAGCUGCAACGAUGUCCCAAGUCAUAAGGCGAUCCCUCAGGGCAUCAGUCCCAGACAGAGGACAAAGAUGGAGUAUUUCCGAAAGAAGCACAUGACUUAUUCGUACUGCUACGACCGGGCUCGUUACAAAGUCCCUCCGCCCGAGUGCGUGAUCAAUCCAGGAGAAGCGGAGCAUCUCCGGGUUUUCGACCCCGUCACAUUUGGAGAUGGCAGGCACCACCGUCCCAAGCGUCACCGCCAGAGCCGGACGAGCCGGGCAGACGCCUCUAUAUGAGAGAGAUAAACUUCAAUUCACCAAAUGCAGCAUUUCGUGGCUUACUUCCACUACAUUUUACCUACAGUUUGAUUGUCAUGCCUGGUCAAGUCAUUUCUAUUUUUUUUUUCCCUUCAUUUUCUGUUUUUUUCUUUGCCUGUGAAUAAAAAAAGAUAAAUAGAGGAAGGAGAGAGGAGGGGGAGGGAAAGAAGGGCACAGAGAUUCAUCAUUGGAUUUAUAUGGGUUCGUGGGGGUGGGGUAUGUGUAUAGUUCAUGAUACCGAUAGAGUUUUCCAGUCAUUUUGUCAUCUCAUAUAUGGGUCUUGUAUUUUCCUUUUGUUUUUUUUCCUCUUUUUUGCUGAAUUUGAAGAUUUGUACUGCUCUCUGAGACAUAUCUCCUGGGUUUCCAAAUAAAUAUACCUUUUGUCA
Molecule: messenger RNA, 1662 nt
Organism: Eucalyptus grandis
Lineage: Eukaryota; Viridiplantae; Streptophyta; Magnoliopsida; Myrtales; Myrtaceae
Product: probable xyloglucan endotransglucosylase/hydrolase protein 28
Exons: 4
Coding region: 257-1255 (332 amino acids)
Biological process (GO): cell wall biogenesis; xyloglucan metabolic process
Cellular component (GO): apoplast; cell wall
Molecular function (GO): xyloglucan:xyloglucosyl transferase activity; hydrolase activity, hydrolyzing O-glycosyl compounds
Source: RefSeq, a predicted model, not a curated record